Anopheles marshallii is the source of this 423-nucleotide messenger RNA. RefSeq names its product probable trafficking protein particle complex subunit 2 (gene Trs20). Lineage: Eukaryota; Metazoa; Arthropoda; Insecta; Diptera; Culicidae. The coding region runs from base 1 to 423 and encodes 140 amino acids. Gene Ontology annotation, cellular component: nucleus; TRAPP complex; cytoplasm. The transcript is spliced from 2 exons. The record is from RefSeq and is a predicted model, not a curated record. Gene Ontology annotation, biological process: endoplasmic reticulum to Golgi vesicle-mediated transport.
AUGAGCAGCAGCUAUUAUUUUGCCAUCGUCGGUCACAACGAUAAUCCCAUAUUUGAGACGGAAUUCGUCACAGUAAACAAGGAAGCCAAGAAAGAGGAUCAUCGGCACCUUAACCAAUUCAUCGCACAUGCUGCCCUGGAUCUGAUCGACGAGCACAAAUGGAAAACAAAUAACACGUACCUGAAGUCGAUCGACAAAUUCAACCAGUGGUUCGUGUCCGGGUUUGUCACCGCGAGUCAUCUACGCUUUGUGAUGGUACACGACAACCGGAACGAUGACGGUAUCAAGAACUUCUUCAACGAGAUGUACGAAACGUACAUUAAAUACCUGAUGAAUCCGUUCUACAUGCCCAACACGCCGAUAAAAUCACUGGCGUUCGAGAAGAAAGCACAACUGUACGGUAAAAAGUUCCUUGGAACGUAA